AAGCAGCAGACGUCUUAAAGGUCCCGAAAUGUUCUUUGUGGUCGACAUUUACGGGUUAAGAAGCUUGCAAUGGCAUUAUGGGCUCAGGGUGCAUUUCUGGACGCCACUUACUCCUGCUUCCUUCCAUCUGUAUCGAGCAAAUCGUUAUGCAUUUCUAACUGGAACAAUAUUUAAACACUCUCUCCAGAGCGACGUCCUUCCAAACACCGUUUAAUCAGGUGAGGGACACCUGCCUAAGACUCUGACUCUCAGAGUCUGAUGGUCUUUCCCAGUGCAUUCGGUCUCACCUCCCGCAGAGGAUGCAAGUGCAAUUAUUGGCAGAUUAGACUUCUCCUCUUCCCCGCCCCUCCCCUCGCCAUCCUGGGGAGAAGCGCGAAUAAAUGAUCUGCUCCUUGCCGGUGCUCGCCCGAGUGACCAGAGCGCAGAUCGGAGGGCGCAGGGCGAGCGCCGGGCACCCCUCCCUCUCCCCGCGCCGCCUCCAGCGCGAGUGACAACGCGCCCUCCGGGCUCCGGAGCGGCGGCUCCAAACAAUCCCGGGCAGGGCUCGCCUCGCCGGUGACAUCACUCCUGAAGAUACUCCCCGCUCCCAGCUCCUGCCUUCAAGAGAGGCGUCCGUCCGUCCGUUUGUCCGUCUCCGUCUCUCCACCGCCCGAGAGUGAUCACCGCUGGCUGGGAACCGAGCCGGGCACCGAGGAGCGACAGGACCCCGAAGAGGCGAAAGAGAGAAGGCAGCGAGGGAAGGAGGACCCCGGCAGGCGACAGCAUGAAAUUCAGCCCAGUGCACUACUUGCUGCCUCUGCUGCCGGCACUGGUCCUCAGCACCAGACAGGACUAUGAAGAGCUGGAAAAGCAGCUGAAAGAAGUCUUUAAGGAGCGAAGCACCAUCCUUCGUCAGCUGACAAAGACAUCAAGAGAACUUGAUGGAAUUAAAGUCAACCUUCAGUCUUUAAAAAAUGAUGAGCAGUCCUCCAAAACUGAUGUUCAGAAGCUUCUGGAAUUAGGACAGAAACAAAGAGAAGAAAUGAAGUCUCUUCAGGAGGCCCUGCAGAAUCAACUUAAAGAGACAUCUGAGAAAGCAGAAAAACACCAGGCUACUAUUAAUUUUUUAAAGACUGAAGUGGAAAGGAAGAGCAAAAUGAUUCGAGACCUUCAGAAUGAGAACAAAAGCUUGAAAAACAAACUCUUGUCAGGAAACAAGUUGUGUGGCAUUCAUGCAGAAGAGUCAAAAAAAAUCCAAGCCCACCUGAAGGAACUUCGUUAUGGGAAGAAGGAUUUGUUAUUUAAGGCCCAACAGCUAACUGAUCUGGAACAAAAAUUGGCUGUAGCCAAAAAUGAACUGGAGAAAGCAGCUCUUGACAGGGAAUCACAGAUGAAAGCAAUGAAAGAGACUGUACAACUCUGCUUGACAUCCGUUUUCCGUGAUCAACCUCCCCCUUUGAGUCUAAUCACGUCAAAUCCAAAUCAGAUGUUACCUCCCCCCAGGACAAUUGCUUCUAAGCUUCCAGUUGCGAGGGCUAUAAGCAAGCCUCAACAAAGCACUCUGGGAAACAAUGAGAGCUCUCAAGUUGAGUCAACUAAGGAAGGAAAUCCAAGUACCACUGUGUGUGACUCUCAAGAUGAGGGCAAAACCUGUUCAAUGAAGCACAAAGAGAAUCCUCCAAGUAAUACCACUGCAGAAUCAGAGGCUAUCCCACAGAAAUUGCAAAUGCCUCCUUGUUCUGAGUGUGAGGUGAAAAAAGUUCCAGAAAAACAAUUGACUGACUUUGAAGGAAUGCCAGCUAGAGAAGAAAAAAUACUGUAAAUACUAAGAAACUGUGUUAAAAAACAUCCAUUUGCUAUUGUCUUCAUACUCUUUUUAGACUACAGGCUUGAUGGAAAUACUAAAUUUCUAAAGCAUGUAACUUUUUCACAAUUUUAUGUAACUUUAUAAAGUAGCCUACAAAUUUUCCAGAAGAUUCCAGGCCAAUUAUGAUCCUUAAGCAAUAACCUAAUUGAAAUGGAUAUCUACAAUCAUAAAUAUUCCAUUGUCAUCAGUAAAUUGCCCCAUAUAAAUUGGUUUGUUUUGAAAUCAAAUACAACACACCAUUUGAUUCUCUUCAUUCAUUUCAAUAUCUACUGUAUGAUGUAGUUGUUGACAUCAGCUAGAGGAUGAUAAAGUAUUAUGGUCCUCUGCAUUCUUAAAAUCCGAAUUGCAACCAUAUCAUAAAGAUUUUGGUAUACAUUAGCCAACUGGAAUCAUUUUCCUCAAUGUUGGAAUUUGUGCCAACAUAAAUGAAUCUUUUAUUUAAUAAUGUUUAUUGCUAUUCUUAUUAUUGUGAACUAAUAAUAAUUAUUUUGUCUAAAUAAUACCAAGGCAAUUCUGGCAAGGGUUUAGUCAGUUAACAGAAUUUAUUAAAUAUAUUUGUCAUGAUGCAGACAAAAUAUUUGGAUGAAUGACUAAAAUUUCUGACACAAUUCAUCACAUUUUUUUUGGCAUUCUAAAGAUAUAUUUGCUAUGUAUGUCUACUGGAAUUAUUGAAAGUUAGGAAUUGAGUUGUUUCAAAUGCUUGGCAUGAAUUUUAUGAAGUUGAGCAGUGUAAUAUGAGGUGGGAAGAUUAUUCUAAAAUACAAAUAUGAAAGCAGACAAUAUGUAUUUCAAAAUGGAUAUGUGAUGAAAGUAAAAUAGCCACGUAGAUACAAUGACCCAGAUACAUAUUUUUUUUUGAAAACCAAUGUACUAUUGAAACAAAUCAAUGGCUGUGUUAAACUUUGAAGUUGGGGUUUUAUAUAGGAAUAUUACCGAUCAAAUCAAUACACUCAUGGAUAAUCUGAACAUAGUUCACAAGCAAGAGGAAUUGACGUGAAUAAUUGUCUGAUUGAUAGGAUGGAUAGAACAUCAGACUUACAGACUCGUAUCAGUAAGGUAACUGAUCCAGUUAGGUUGUCUGCACUAAAUAUAUUCACUUCCACUGUUAGAACAAUUGUGCAAAUAUAGAAAGCCCAUAAAACCAUUGGUUUUACUGAAUGGAUCUGUCAAGCCACAAUUAUUACAUUUGGAGAAGUGUAUCCUAGAAAAUAGUUAAUAAAAUAUAUUAAAUGAAAUAUAAUCAAUAGAUAAACUUAAAUUCUGUGAUAGAGUGGCACACCUUUAAUCGUAAUGACAUACUCAAAGAAAUUUAAAGAUUUGGAAAAUUGGAAAAUAUCAUUAGCUGUAAAAUAAUAUUGUGGUAUAUUCAUGUAGCAAUUCUAUUUUCAGAAUAGUUCAGCAUCCUUUACCGAUACAGAUGGUCCUCAACUUAUUUUAGUGUGAGUUAUGAUUUAUUUGACAUUAUGAUGGUACAAAAUCAUCACAAUUUCUAUGUACUUCGUAUUUUGAAUAUCGAUCUUUUGUCUGGCUAGUGAUAUGUGAUACAUAAGAUAUUCAAUACUUUAUUAUAAAAUAGGCUUUUUAUUAGGUGAUUUUGUCCAAUUAUAGGCUAAUGUAUGUGUUCUGAGCACAUUUAAGGUAGGGUAGACUAACCUUUGCCGUUUGAUGUAUUUAUUAGGUGUAUUAAAUACAUAUUUGACUUAUAAUAUUUUCAACUUAUGAUGGAUUUAUAUGUACAUAAUCCCAGUGUAAGUCGAGGAGCAUCUGUAUUUUUGAUAUAACAAACUACCUAAGUAAGAAAGAUAAUUAGUUUUUUAACUGAUACAUAGAGUAUUCAGAUGAAGUGACCAGAAUAAAAAAAAAGAUCAAGGUCUGAAUUUCCUGCAGACUCCUUCCCAAUUCUAAAAAUCAUUUAAUUCUACAAGGUAGAAUAUUACUACUUGCCCAAGUUUGUUCCUUAUAAUUUUCCUAAUGUACCUAGGAGUCCCAACUAUCUUCAUAUAUUUUUGAAAGGGAAAUAGUUCAUUAAGUUUUAAUUUAGCUUUACUUUCCUACUCCUAACUUGGGCCCCAAUUUAUCUUCUAGACCCUAUGGAUCCAUUUCACCAUCUCACCUUAACACAGCAUAUUUUGAAACAUCUUUGGACCGAAAAAAUAUAUAAAUAAGGAGAACCAGACUGAUAGUUUCUGAAAUUUUUACAAGUGAUAAUGUGUUAUAAGAUGAGAAUUUUGCUUAAUAUUAAAUAUGUUAAAACAGCUUCAUUUCUUGUUUAUUUUCUCUUUGUUCUAAAUUCCUAUUCUAGUACGUAACAACAUAAUCAGCUUAACUUUAUUAAUUCAUGGCAUAAUUAAGUGGCUUUGAAUCAGCAUAAUGUAUUUUUUUUCCUUUAAACCCAUAUAGCAUUAUGCAUUCUGCAGUUUACUGUGCUAUAUUCAUGGCAUCAUUUAUUCCCCCAAAAAACAAUAAAACUUGUACCAGGAGAUCUUUAUAAAUAUUCUUAAAAAAUAUUCUGGGAGUUCCUUUUAAUAA
Messenger RNA from Microcebus murinus (gray mouse lemur), 4375 nucleotides. RefSeq names its product leucine zipper protein 2 (gene LUZP2). NCBI's taxonomy places the organism in Eukaryota, Metazoa, Chordata, Mammalia, Primates, Cheirogaleidae. The record is from RefSeq and is a predicted model, not a curated record.